Amoebophrya sp. A120 is the source of this 2966-nucleotide messenger RNA. The record is from the annotation of a GenBank genome assembly. Lineage: Eukaryota; Dinophyceae; Syndiniales; Amoebophryaceae.
ACUGUCGUGCAGGAGCAGGAGCGCGAGAACCGCCGGAGCCACGGCAAGAACAAAACCGCGUUUCUACACAAAUUUUUCACGAAGAAGGAACAAUAUGGGACUCUCAAUUGUUACAUUCUCAGCUGUUACAUGAAUUUGUGACGCAAGAAUGGCAACAGGGAAAGGCCGGAUCUUGUAACUCUUGCAUUACAAAUUCGGCACAGAUCCUCAUCCUGUUUAGCCCUUCCAAAAUUUGUCAUGCGGAGUAGCUUCAGUUUGUGGACGUUGACAAAUCAUGUUACAGUUGAGAAUGUAACAUUUGAGAACGCCAUAAACAAGCCAAAGUGGGUAUGAUCGUGACAAAAAUUAUUCAUAGCGUGGCCUCCACGCCGGCGAGGACCCCGUAGAAGAGGUACCUACAACUGUAGGCAAAGGUAUUGUUGGAACUUGUCAUGUGAAUGUGUUGUCAAGUAAAAGUGCCCUUCGUAGGAGCACCAACUGGAACUGCUCCUGAGGUUCUUUUUACAGAGCUGUGGUUCAUCCCGUAGUUCUAGUUGCCAUUUCUGUCAAAGCAGAACAUGGAGACAUCCUGUGUUGGACCACGAGCAGGCGAUAUCAACAUCUCUGACUUCAUUUUACGGAUCGCCAUAGCAUCUCGUGUAGGCCACGCAAUUUUACUUUUUCCACUGGAUAACGGGCUGUGACAUUGACACUCCGGCGCCGUUGGAACUGCCCGCUGCUCCGAUCGCCGUCGUUUCUGCCGUGACCACUGCUGCGCCUCCGGGAGGGGGUUCCGCCACCAAGCAGAAAUGCGUGGACGGGGUUGCCCAAAAACUGAUCUGUCAAGAUCCACUUCUCACCAACGCCACCAUGGAUGAAACAGCGAAGGCGCUGGAGUGCGCGGGAGCCACGUGCGCCACAGUUGACGAGGCUCAGUGCUGUGUUGUAUCAUGUGUAAAAACGUAGUUGUCCCCACGACCCCGUCCUGGUGAACAAGACGGGGAAUCUGCUAUGCAAAUCAAGUAAUUAAGUACAUACUUUUCGCAUUCAUGCGCGACAAGAAGAAAUUCGGAUCCAGUGCAUUAGUAGAUGUGGUGAGCUGUAGUUGCCAUAUAAUCUCGACGACUCCUGUUUUUCAUUCCCAUUACAGGAGCGCGAUAACUUGCAAACCACGACUAGAAAAUACCUCACUGCAUGCGCAGUCGCAUGAGAGGACACUGUCCGCACUACAUUCGAGAUUUCGUUUAGAUGCGACCUACUGGCGCGGGGAAGGGAAGUACAUUCAUUUUUACGUUGGAUACAUCGAGGCGCUCAAGUUGGCUCUACCGAGUAACCACCGCCAGCAGCAGACGUGCGAAGCGGGGUUCGAGGCCAAAAAGUUCACCUGUGCGAACGGAGUGGCGGAGUCUCCGGAAUCGAUACGCAUCGCAAAAGAAUCGCACUAGUGGAAGUUGCAUUAUACAGCAAGGAUCUUUUGAAAGAUGACGCUGCAACAUUCAACCAGAUACAACAAUUUGUAGCUAAAGAGCGCUAAAUUAGAAGGAUGAUCGUGUGAUGAAAUUCGAAUUUGUCAUUCAAUAUUGCAGCUGGUGCGAUUGCGCUGCUUUUGCGCUGGACAUCCAAUCAGCUGCAGCAGCGCCGAGUGCGGCGAGGAAGAUGUGGACGCGUGCUGCAAGGAGGCUCCUGCGGCAACUUCUGGUCACGAAACUUGCCUGCAGGGGGUCGAAGCGAAGCGGAUUUGUCAAGCAACUGGCUCCGUUCAUCCUGAGGUCACCACGGACAACAUGCGCGCUGAUGUGAAGGCGCUGCAUUGUGGAGCGGAAGAAUGCACCAGCGAUGACGAGGCACAGUGUUGCGUAUCGUUUACCUCCUGCGGCGCGAUCAAGACCGAAAACGCUUGCGGGCUACAGGCUAUCAACCUGAAAAAUGAAUGUUCUUGAUAGUGCUACCCUGCUGUACCUUCGUAUCGUCUUUCUCUCCAUUGGAUGUUGGGACAACUGGAAGACGAGUCGAAAAGCAAGCUUCGUUUGUUUAUGCAUUGAAGGACUUGCAAGAAAUAAACAAGACUCAUACACUAGUAGUUCAUACGACAGCAUAAUUAUGCGGCUGAGAGCAAGCGUUUGCAAUUGCAAAUGUCGGAAAAGCUAAAAAAGACUGCCUCAUCUAUCUUCGUUCCCUCGGUGCAUGGGAUAAACAGCUGCUAGCUUCACCUUUUCACUUGAUAGCUCCGAGUGAAGGCCACCAAUGUGUCUGGACGCAGAAAAAGAAAGACGAGAUGCUGAAGAUCGAGGCAAACGGCUGCCCGGACCGAGGAGUACCUCCCUUCUGUCCACGGGUGUGGGAAAACGACGGAGCAGAGCAGUGUUUGGACUGCGGGGCUUUGACGGAUAUCUAUGGGGGGGGUCUGAUAGAUGUAUGCGAGACAAAUCAACACUGCUGCCGUUGAAGAUCUUCCUCCGCCCUUUACUCCUGUUCCGCUGAUGGUAAUUCUUGUCAUGCUCCCUUGCAUGAGAGGCACCUGUGGUCUAGUACAGGUCGUCUGUUCGUCUAUUGAUGUCUGGUGUCAGCAGCAGUUGCAGUACAACCGAAGAGCUCGUUUCUUGGAUCGAAGCAGCUCUAUAGUGCCAUGCUAUGACCACCAUAGCAUGUCUGCCACUUCCGGAGCACCUCUCCAGUGGUCGGCCACAACUCGUCUCGUGUUUUGUAUCUGCCAAUAAAUGUAAAUCUAAAUGUGAAGCGCCGCACCACCAGCAUGACAAUCACAUGCGUGGCACGAUGUUGAACUUCGAGUCGUGCUGUGCCUGCUCGGAGUUCUAUUAUACGUAGGGUUUUGACGCGGACUACAUCAUGAGGGAGCAGUGCGUAUUCGCAUUUCAUAUCUCGGACUCGAUUACUGCGCCGGACAGUCCGAUGGGAAGUGCGAGUUGACACGGCAAGUGCGUUGCCAAGGCCUCGUAAUGAGCAACGGGUGGUCCGAGGGGGAAUGA